GUUUUCCUUUUAAUAAUCGAAAACUAUGAAUCUUGAAUUAUUAGAAUCUUUCGGACAAAAUUAUCCGGAGGAAUUUGAUGGUGCUUUAGAUUGUGUUUCGUUAGCAGUUACUUGUGCUUUUAAUAAACGCGGUACACUACUUGCUGUAGGUUGUAACGAUGGUCGUAUAGUUAUUUGGGAUUUUUUAACUCGAGGAAUUGCGAAAAUUAUUUCUGCUCAUGUUCAUCCAGUCUGUAGUUUAAGUUGGUCUAGAUCUGGACAUAAAUUAGCAUCUGCGUCCACAGAUAAUACAGUUUGUAUUUGGGAUAUACUUUCAAGUGAUUGUGAACAAAAAUAUCGUUUCCCAUGUCCUGUUUUGAAAGUACAAUGGGAACCACGAAGUUUAAAACGUUUACUUGUAUGCCCGAUGAGACAUGCGGCUGUUCUUGUGGAUUUAGAUGGAUCUCAUCAAAUUAUACCUUUAGAUGAUGAUGGUGAUCUAAAUAUCGUAGCAUCAUUUGAUAGAAGAGGUGAAUAUGUAUUUACGGGGAAUGCAAAAGGCCGAGUACUUGUAUUUGAUUCGAAAACAUUGAAUGUGAAAGCAAGUUUUCGUAUCACGUUAGGAACAUCAAGUGCCACUGCGGUUAAAAGUAUUGAAUUUGCUAGACGUGGAGAAUUUUUCCUCGUAAAUACUGCCGAUCGUGUAAUUAGAGUGUACGAUAGUAAAGAGGUUAUAGCUUGUGGGAAAGACGGAGAACCGGAACCAAUACAAAAAUUACAAGAUUUAGUCAACAAAACUAUGUGGAAAAAGUGUUGUUUCUCCGGUGAUGGUGAAUAUAUUUGUGCUGGUUCAGCUAGACAACAUGCAUUAUAUGUUUGGGAAAAAUCAAUUGGCAGUUUAGUGAAAAUUUUACAUGGUACUAAAGGAGAAUUACUGUUGGAUGUUGUUUGGCAUCCUGUUCGACCAAUUAUUGCUAGUAUAUCUUCAGGUGUUGUUAGCGUUUGGGCACAAAAUCAAGUUGAAAAUUGGUCAGCAUUUGCACCAGAUUUUAAAGAAUUAGAUGAAAAUGUUGAGUAUGAAGAACGAGAAAGUGAAUUUGACUUGGAAGAUGAAGAUAAGUCUGUAACGAGUGGUAAUGAAGCAACACAAGAUGAAGAUUUUGAAGUAGAUGUUACACAUAUUGAUCCAGUCGCAGCAUUUUGUAGUUCUGAUGAAGAUUGUGAAAAUACGAAUGCGUUACACUUUUUACCCAUUGCACCGGAGGUUGAAGAUCCUGAAGAAGGUUGGAACGCUAAUGUUGCUGAUGUUGUUCAACCUGUAACGCCUGGUAAUGGAACACAGAAGAAACGGAAAUAUAAAUCUUAUGAUAUUGCGUUACAGAGUAAUAGCGACGAAAUUCAUCCGUUAUUGAAUAAUAAAUCAAAAGAUAAACAAUCAUCGAGUGGCGGUAAAAAAGGUGCGGGUAGACCUCGAAAAUAGAUUUAUUUUUUUAUAUUAUA
Messenger RNA from Chrysoperla carnea, 1479 nucleotides. It is a transcript of the gene Rbbp5, whose product is annotated as retinoblastoma-binding protein 5 homolog. Bases 26 to 1459 code for a protein of 477 amino acids. Gene Ontology annotation, cellular component: Set1C/COMPASS complex. Gene Ontology annotation, molecular function: protein binding. NCBI's taxonomy places the organism in Eukaryota, Metazoa, Arthropoda, Insecta, Neuroptera, Chrysopidae. The transcript is spliced from 10 exons. The record is from RefSeq and is a predicted model, not a curated record.